Ostertagia ostertagi is the source of this 216-nucleotide messenger RNA. Lineage: Eukaryota; Metazoa; Nematoda; Chromadorea; Rhabditida; Trichostrongylidae. The record is from the annotation of a GenBank genome assembly.
AUGCCAGAAAAGCAAAGAUGCCAGCGACAUCGUCUGCAAAAGUGCUAUUUAUUACGAGAAAGAAAAGUUUGUACAGUAACUAGCGAGAAGUGGCCACGAGCACAAGAGGAGUGCAUCAUCGCCUCCCAAUCACGUGUGGAUAUCCCAGAUUUGUUCAUUGAAGACGAUCAGGCUGUGUACAUGGAGAACACCUGUCUCAAUGACAGCGGUACCUAG